AUGAACCUGCUUCUUCCUUCAUUUGAAACUGACCAAGAGGAAAAUUAUGUCGAACACAAGACCACGGAAAAUGGAGGCAUUGGUGGUGGCCGUCUCUGGAAGUUCAAAGGCAACAAUGAGGCCAAGGAAGCGGCGAGUGUCUCAAUGAAAGGUACCCUUGCUAGGACUUCCAUUGAAGCAGAAGACGCCGCCAACUCCUACGCUCCCGGGGUCGGUAUUUUACCGGCCAGGAGGUAA
Molecule: messenger RNA, 237 nt
Organism: Arabis nemorensis
Lineage: Eukaryota; Viridiplantae; Streptophyta; Magnoliopsida; Brassicales; Brassicaceae
Source: the annotation of a GenBank genome assembly